GGUCUGGAACGAUCGUUUCAAUGAUUUGUUCGUGCGGUGAUUCAUAGAUUGCAAACAAUAAAUAAAUUUACGGCGUUAGUCACUCGAAAUCUCGUGCGAUUUAAAAAAUAUUAUUAACUACAAACUUUGUUCAAAAUGUUUUCAACAAAUCCCAACUAUACUAAACUCAAAACUCAUUUGAGACUUGCUAUAAAUAGGCUCAAAUUGUUAGAGAAGAAGAAAACAGAAUUAGCUCAGAAAGCCAGGAAGGAAAUCGCUGAAUAUAUAGCUGCUGGUAAAAGUGAGAGAGCUAAGAUACGCGUGGAACAUAUCAUCAGAGAGGAUUACAUGGUGGAAGCUAUGGAAAUAGUGGAGAUGUACUGUGAUCUUAUAUUGGCAAGGUUUGGACUUGUGACCCAGAUGAAGGAGCUUGAUGAAGGACUCGCCGAGGCCAUCUCCAGUCUUAUAUGGGUGGCGCCAAGGAUGCAUACUGAUGUUCAGGAACUGAAAGUAAUAUCAGACUUACUCACAGCUAAAUAUGGAAAGAUCUAUGCGGAUGCCUGUAGAAAUGAAAAUGUGAACACCCUGAGUGACAAAUUGAAACACAAGAUGUCAGUUCAAAGUCCGCCCAAGAUACUUGUGGAGAAGUACCUGAUAGAGAUAGCUAAGAAUUACAAUGUUGAGUAUGUACCUGAUGAACAAGUCAUGAGGGAAGAAGAAGGUCGGGAUGCAAUGUUGAUAGACAUAAAUGGUCCCCCAAUGCCGCCUGGUUUUAUCGGUUACCCGCAGCAACCAACUAUGACCAUGCCCAACCUGCCCAGUGGACCACCACCAUCAGUGACACCAUUUUCCUACCCUUCUCAACCUUCGGGCGGUAAAGUGGGUGGGUUUAUCGCGACGCCACCGGCAUCGUACGGCGGGCCCAGCCAGCCACCAAUGGGGUACCAUCUGCCUCCUGGAGUUGAUUCUAAAUCCUUAAGCAAUAGUUUCUUGCAGGAUGAAAUGAGCAAUCUGCCCCCUGCUUAUGACAGCAUCCAACAUGAUUUGCCACCACACGUGCCGAGUCCACCGGCCCCUAACGUGCCAACGCCGCAGCCCCGCUCUCGAGUCCCGAACCACUUUCCAGAACUCCCCGACCUGCCGUCAGUACCCUCAGACCUCAUCCUACCAUCAGUGCCUCACAGUAACAACUCGAACACAUCAAACAACCUACCUAACGCGCCCAAUGCGCCCGAUGAAAUUGAUUUCGAUGAUCUGAACCGUCGAUUCGAAGAGUUGAAAAAGAAAAAGUAAGUGUCGUAGUUAGCAGUCUAACGACGCGGGUUCUGGAAGGUUUCUGAUCUGCGAUAGUUACUAUUUUUGCCUUAUAAUGGAUAUUUUCUAAAACAAAUCUGUCGGUAAUUUGGCUGUUGAAUUUAAUAUUUUGAAAAAACUGAUGGAAUUUAUGAAGAUUUUUAUGUAUGUAGAUGAUACGAAAGGGCGUGACAAUAUC
This is a messenger RNA of Spodoptera exigua (beet armyworm), 1471 nucleotides long. Lineage: Eukaryota; Metazoa; Arthropoda; Insecta; Lepidoptera; Noctuidae. The record is from the annotation of a GenBank genome assembly.